AUGUCGUUCAUGUCCAAGUUUCUCGCCUUGUUUCGUCGCAAGAAGCAGCACUCAUCCGCCUGCAUGAUGUCCUUGGAGGACAAUCACGUCCACACAGAUGCGUGCUUCGUCAACAUCGUUCCGUUAUCCCUGGUCGAGCUCUUCAGCUCUCAAGGCUGCGUCUCUUGUCCGCCAGCUCUGCCCAAUAUCUACAAGACAGUUCUCGCUAAUCCCAACGCGCUCUUGCUCACGUACAACGUGACUUACUGGGACGGCAAGAGUGGCUGGAAGGACACUUUCGCGCAGAAUCAGUGGGACCAGAGACAGAAAGCUUACGCUACCAAGAACGGAAAGCCGGGCGUGUACACGCCGCAGGUCAUUUGGGAUGGUCUUGCUGAUGGGGUGGGCGGCAAAGAAGAGGAAAUGAUGGACAUCGCUGCUAAGGGGAUCGCGGCUAGAGAGCGUGUCGACGUUGGUUCUGUGACUUUGAGCAUCUUCGGUGACGAGAUCAGAAUUGCCUCCGACAGAACGGAAGCGGAGCAUUGUGAUGUGACAGUCGUUGCAUACAACUCACGUGAGCAGGCUGUUAAGGUCGGGGCGGGUCCUAACAAGAAGAAGAAGAUCGCGCACAACAAUGUCGUCGUCGACAUGAUGAAGCUGGGGACCUGGAAUGGAGGCAACGUAUUGCUCGCCUUGCCCGCUGCUGGUGACAGCUCCCUGGAGAGAGCGGUCUUCCUGCAGGCCGGCCCGGGAGGCUCAAUUGCCGCGGUUGCGAAGGUGUGA
Messenger RNA from Cyphellophora attinorum, 762 nucleotides. RefSeq lists its product as uncharacterized. The record is from RefSeq and is a predicted model, not a curated record. The transcript is spliced from 2 exons. Lineage: Eukaryota; Fungi; Ascomycota; Eurotiomycetes; Chaetothyriales; Cyphellophoraceae. The coding region runs from base 1 to 762 and encodes 253 amino acids.